Penicillium malachiteum is the source of this 993-nucleotide messenger RNA. It is a transcript of the gene thiA, whose product is annotated as thiamine thiazole synthase. The transcript is spliced from 2 exons. NCBI's taxonomy places the organism in Eukaryota, Fungi, Ascomycota, Eurotiomycetes, Eurotiales, Aspergillaceae. The record is from RefSeq and is a predicted model, not a curated record. Gene Ontology annotation, biological process: thiamine biosynthetic process. Bases 1 to 993 code for a protein of 330 amino acids.
AUGUCUCCUCCCGCUGCUAUCUUUGACGCUGCUCCGGCCACUACCGGCAUCAAGGGCAAGGUUGUUGUCCCACAGACGGCUACUACCACCCUGACCGGUGAGGGCCAGAGCAAGCUUCUGGAGCAGUUCCGAAACAAGUGGGAUGAGUUCAAGUUCGCCCCUAUCCGUGAGAGUCAGGUCUCUCGUGCCAUGACUCGUCGCUACUUCCAGGAUCUGGACAACUACGCUGAGAGCGAUAUUGUCAUCGUUGGCGCUGGUUCAUGUGGUCUGAGUACCGCCUAUGUACUCGCUAAGGCCCGUCCAGACCUGAAGAUUGCCAUUCUCGAGGCUUCCGUGUCUCCUGGUGGUGGUGCCUGGCUCGGUGGCCAGCUUUUCUCCGCUAUGGUUCUGCGUCGCCCAGCUGAUGCUUUCUUGACUGAGCUCGGCGUCCCCUUUGAGGAGGAACCUAACAACCCGAACUUCGUGGUCGUCAAGCACGCCGCCUUGUUCACAUCGACCCUUCUGUCCCGCGUUCUGGCCUUCCCGAACGUGAAGCUUUUCAACGCUACCUGCGUUGAGGACUUGAUUACCCGACCCGAUGGAGCCGACAAGGUCCGUCUGGCCGGUGUGGUCGUCAACUGGACUCUGGUCACUCUCCACCACGACGAUCACUCCUGCAUGGACCCCAACACCAUUAAUGCGCCCGUCGUCAUCAGUACCACUGGUCACGAUGGUCCUUUCGGUGCAUUCUGUGCUAAGCGUCUUGUCUCCAUGAACGCCAUUGAGAAGCUCGGUGGUAUGCGUGGUCUUGACAUGAACCUUGCUGAGGAUGCCAUCGUUAAGAACACCCGUGAAGUUAACAAGGGUCUUAUCAUCGGUGGUAUGGAGUUGUCUGAGAUCGACGGCUUCAACCGCAUGGGCCCUACCUUCGGUGCUAUGGUCAUGUCCGGUGUCAAGGCUGCUGAGGAGGCGCUCCGCGUCUUCGAUGAGCGCAAGCGCGAGUGUGCUGAGUAA